AUGUGGAAGCCGAGGGGGUCCCCAGGUGGCGAGGACUUUUAUGGCGAAUGCUCGCCGUUGGAGCAUCAGCCCUCAGCUCCUCUUCCCUGGUGGAGGGAUGGGCCUCAGAUUGUUAUCAAGAGCAACGCCCGCACUAUUACACUCGUCGUGUCGUUCCGCCUGGGGGAGAAGCUCUUCUCCGGGGUCCUCAUGGAUCUGUCCAAAAGGUUUGGGCCCCACGGGAUCCCUGUGACAGUAUUUCCCAAAAGGGAAUAUAAGGAUAAGCCGGAAGCCAUGCAGCUCCAAAGUAAUACAUUCCAAGAAGGGACAGAAGUCAAGUGUGAAGUGAAUGGUGCUGUUCCCGACGACCCUUCUCCUGUCCCGCCACCUGAGCCGAGCUUGGCUGAAAACCUGUGGACUUCCAAACCACCACCACUCUUCCAUGAAGGAGCACCUUACCCUCCCCCUUUGUUUAUCAGGGACACAUAUAACCAAUCGAUACCUCAGCCACCUCCUCGGAAAAUUAAGCGCCCCAAACGAAAAAUGUACAGGGAAGAAUCUACUUCAAUAAUGAAUGCUAUUAAACUACGACCCAGGCAAGUCCUGUGUGACAAAUGUAAAAACAGUGUUGUUGCUGAAAAAAAAGAAAUUAGAAAAGGUAGUAGUGCAAGUGACUCUUCUAAAUAUGAAGAUAGAAAACGGAGAAAUGAAAGCGUAACUACUGUGAACAAAAAACUGAAAGCUGACCAUAAAGUGGAUGGGAAAAACCAAAAUGAAAGCCAGAAAAGAAAUGCUGUGGUUAAGGUUUCAAAUAUUGCUCACAGCAGAGGUAGAGUAGUCAAAGUUCCUGCUCAGGCGAAUACAUCAAAAGCUCAGUUAAGUACUAAAAAAGUGCUCCAGAGUAAGAACAUGGAUCAUGCAAAAGCUCGGGAAGUGUUGAAAAUUGCCAAAGAAAAGGCACAAAAGAAGCAAAGUGAAACCUCUGCAUCCAGAAAUGCACAUUCAAAAGUCCAUUUCACACGUCGAUAUCAGAAUCCUAGCUCAGGUUCCCUUCCACCCCGGGUUCGUUUAAAACCACAGAGGUACAGGAAUGAAGAAAAUGACUCUUCUCUGAAGACGGGACUUGAGAAAAUGCGGAGUGGCAAGCUGGCACCUAAGCCCCAGUCUCGUUGCACCUCUACCCGCUCAGCAGGUGAGGCCCCUUCAGAAAAUCAGAGUCCCUCAGCAGGCCCUGAAGAGGCCCCCAGUGAGGUUCAGGACACAAAUGAAGUGCUUGUGCCUGGUGAGCAGGAACCACAGACACUGGGCAAAAAGGGCAGCAAAAGCAAUCUCUCUGUUUACAUGACCCUAAAUCAAAAGAAAUCUGACUCUUCCAGUGCGUCAGUGUGUAGCGUUGAUAGCACAGAUGAUUUGAAAUCCUCCAACUCUGAGUGUAGUUCUUCUGAAAGCUUUGAUUUUCCUCCAGGCAGUAUGCAUGCACCUUCCACCUCCUCCACAUCCUCUUCUUCAAAGGAAGAGAAAAAGCUCAGUAAUUCCUUGAAAAUGAAAGUCUUUUCCAAAAACGUCUCUAAAUGCGUCACACCAGAUGGCAGGACCAUCUGUGUAGGGGACAUUGUUUGGGCCAAGAUAUAUGGCUUCCCUUGGUGGCCAGCCCGUAUUCUUACUAUAACUGUGAGUCGGAAAGAUAACGGCCUCUUAGUUCGACAGGAGGCCCGUAUUUCAUGGUUCGGGUCUCCAACAACAUCUUUCCUUGCUCUAUCGCAACUGUCCCCCUUUUUAGAAAACUUCCAGUCACGCUUUAAUAAGAAGAGAAAGGGCCUAUAUCGCAAGGCUAUCACAGAGGCAGCUAAGGCUGCCAAGCAGCUGACCCCGGAAGUACGGGCUCUGUUGACUCAAUUUGAAACGUGAACACGGACAGUAAGCACAAAGACAUUAGCAGACUGCUGGUUUCAUGGACCUGUACCACAGUGACACAGAGAACACCAGAGCACCAGGAUUGAAUGAAAUUGGAGACUCAGAUUUUUAAAGCUGCACUAAGAAGUAAAUGUUCAGGCAGUGGUUGAAACCAACAGUCUCUAAAGGGCACCUGUAAAUUGUGCUAUAGUAAACCGAAGAAAAGGUAUUAGGGGAAUGUUUUCUAAAACAAACUAAACUAUUGCAAUAAAUUAUGCAUGAGAUGAGGAGAAAAGUGAUGUGAAAUACGCACAGAAGAACUCAUUUUAUGUGCGAAGACAGUUCUUUUGAUUGUGAAGUUCUUAUCAGGAGUUUGGACAGACCUAAAAGGCAUGGGAUGAUGGCAGAAAUGUUGAAUUAUCUUUCAUACUAAAAUUUUGUUCUUUCUCCAAGGUUUAUGUUACUCAGUUCAGAUAUGAGCAAAGGUAUUUCUAAAAUGACUCGCCUGUGAAACCAGUGGUCACAUGUGCUGAGACCAGUGUUUCCCUUCAGGGUGCCCCUGGAAACGACAGGAAAGAUUUAACAUCAUCCUAAAAGGAUGGUAAGGUACCCCCACCCCACCCACCCUGAAAAUUUGGACCUUUCUUUCAUAAAGCAGGGCUGUAUUACCUUCAUACAUAUUAAGAUGUAUUUAUUUGCCACCAGUAUUUUACCAUUUUGUGCACAUUUUCAUAACCCCAUUCUUUCAAAUUCUGAGUCAGAGUAGAUAGGCUAGUGUUGAUCUCAGAGUGGUGUAUAUUCUGAGAUCUAGUUCUGAAAUCUACUGAGCUGAAAAGGCAUUUACUCUUCCUAUCGUUAAUUUUAUUUAGAUCCCAAAAGGUGAAAAAUCUGAAUUCUGAUGUGGCGCUCUCCCUCCAGAGAGCUCCUCUUUCUGUCUAAGUGCAAGAAAUUCUUACAGGUGUCAGGUGGGGCUUGUGCCUGGGGAACUGGCAGCAGAAACAGACCCAUAAAAGAUGGUGUCAGGCUUUUCAUGAAUUCUUACCUUUGGAAAAUACGUAUUAUAAAAACCCUUAAUUUUUCUUUUUUAAUGAGCAGAGAUAACCAGAUUGACCUGUUAGUGCUACAUUUUUAAGGUAUUUUAUAUUUGAUGGUGCCGUACUUUUAAUAAUAAAUACUGAGGUUUUUUAGUGGCAAUACCAAUUUAUUUUUUAAACCUGAAAGAUAAUCCUUAUUGAUUACUUAAUACAAAAAAAAAAA
This is a messenger RNA of Myotis davidii, 3129 nucleotides long. It is a transcript of the gene PWWP2A, whose product is annotated as PWWP domain containing 2A. The transcript is spliced from 3 exons. NCBI's taxonomy places the organism in Eukaryota, Metazoa, Chordata, Mammalia, Chiroptera, Vespertilionidae. Gene Ontology annotation, cellular component: nucleus. Gene Ontology annotation, molecular function: chromatin binding; histone binding. The record is from RefSeq and is a predicted model, not a curated record. Bases 1 to 1887 code for a protein of 628 amino acids.